Molecule: messenger RNA, 1654 nt
Organism: Paramecium octaurelia
Lineage: Eukaryota; Ciliophora; Oligohymenophorea; Peniculida; Parameciidae
Source: the annotation of a GenBank genome assembly
AUGAAUUAUUAAUAAGCAAUUCAAUCCUGCAGUCCUACUAAAUAAAAGUAAGAGUCAAUCUUAUUGAAGAUAAGAGGAGAUUAGCUCUCCGAUUACGAUUUCUCUUCAAUCCGAAUUCGAGCAGUUAACAUUGGACACUUCUCCCAAAUUAGAUCCCCUAACUAAUUAGCAUAGUGGGAUUCUUGACUUCAUUGAUGAAAUCGAUUAGGAGGAGAAGUUUAAAAAGCAUCAGAGUUUGAGCUUGUAGAAAGAGCUGAUCCGCAGACACAAUAAAAACAAAACCAACGAAGGUCAAUCGUCUCCCAAUUCUAAUUAGUCUCUGAACGAUCAAAAGUUUAAAUAUAUCAAAGAACUUUGGUUAUAGGAAUCACCAAUAUAAGAGAUGAAUAAAUAAGUUCUAUCGUAGAGAGUGAUUUCGAUCAAUGAAGAACAAUACUUCAAAGAUCUUCAGAGUGACAACGUUAUAGGGAUGGGAGUCUAUCACUCCAACGAAGCCAGUCCUUUAAUGUACUUCGAACCUGACAUUGAGGCCGACAUCUACAUCUCUAGUUUGAUAGUAAUAACUAAAAUUAAAUUCUCAAUAGGAUUCACUAUGGGGAAAUCAAAUAAUUUCUCGAAAAUUGCAGAAACUAAUUGAAUCUGGCACUCCAGAACAAUAAUUGUUGAUAGUCCAAAAGUUGGAAAGGAUCAGUCCCCAAAUUGAGAAGGAUGUCUUUGGGAAUUAUGUAGUCCAAAAGAUCUUCGAUAGUAGUGGAGAUGUCAAACUAAAAAGCAGGAUGUUUAAUAAGUUGAAGACGCACUUUUAUGAUUUGUCUAAGAACCCCUUUGGUUGCAGAGUCAUGCAGAAAUUAAUUGAGUAUUCGUAAGGCAAAGAGGAGGUCUAGAAUUCUAUACUUUCUUAAUUGGUUUAGAACAUGAGAUCUUUGAUUUACGAUUCCAAUGGCAAUUAUGUCAUUUUCAAGAUGCUAGAAUCCUAUGAUAAAUCUAAAAUGGAAUUUCUCAUUCCCAUCGUUGAAGAAUCAGUAAGUAUCAUGCAUCUAUUCUAGUUCCAUUAUAUGGCUCAAUAAAUCUACGGUUGCAAAAUCAUUCACAAGAUCAUCCAACAAUACGCUCCCAUCUACAUUGCCAACCUAUUUAAACAAUCUAUCGCCAAUUAUUCAGUCUUGAGUUAAACCGAAUUUGGAAACUAUAUUCUUCAGCACAUAUUAUAGUUUUGGGUAGUAUCUCCUGAGAAAACUCGAUUAAUCUAACUUGUAAUCUAACAGUUUUAUCAAUUAAGCAUCAAUAAGUAUGCAAGGUAACGAAUCAUCUCUCUACAUAUUAGCAAUACUGUCGAAAGAGCCUUGGAGACUUUGAGUAAACCUGAAUUGAUAACUGUUCUAAAUUGGCUGCUCUUCAGAAACUAAGCUUAAUAAUAGUUCUCCUAUGUAGCUUCUAACUUUGUCCAAUUGGCAAAUCAUUAAUUUGCUAAUUAUGUGAUCAAGAAAUUUUUGAUCUUGAUCGAUUAGUAAAUGUAGCAAUCUAUUUUAAAUUUCUUAAUUAAAAAUUAACAAGAGUAUCAGGCUCUGAAGUCCACUUUGCAUGGUAAUGUAUUUGAGUGAUUCGAAUAGGUUAACGAAUAUGUAGUCUUUUAGAGAAAUAAGCGAAAUGUUGA